CUCCUCGCUCCAGAUGUCUUCGCUGAGUAAGUGCUUCUACGAGGCUUCGGCCGGCAAGACCUGCCGUGACCUGUGGCAUCCGGGCUUCGCCAGCUGUCGUCACUACAUCUGGGACCUGUGGAAGCGCAUCAUGCCCGGUAGCUUCAAGCUGUACAUUCCACUGCUGGUGCUUCCACCGCUGGUCAAGCAGGACGGUGUCACCGGGUCGUACCUGGUGAAUCACUUUCUCGAGUAUGUGUACAUUUCGAUCGCGACCUACGUCCAGGCGGCACUCUCACUAACCUUCCAGUGCGGUUUUUCCAACCUGUUCGGAUACCUCAACUUCUGGUGCGUGAUGUUCUGGCCCUGCCUACUGGGAGUGCUUUUGGGGCCGAGGCUACCCAAGCAGCACCUGCGACUGCAGGGCAUUACCUUCUUCAACAUGACGGUUGAAACGAUGAUUCGGAAGAGUCGGCUUGGCAUCGUGCAACAUCUAAGAGUUUCCAAGUGGUUUGGAAUGAUCAGCUUCAUGACGCUCAGUUCGAUCAUCAUGACAAAACUUCACGCUGGAAUCGUGAAGCAAUUUUGGUUAAUCAAUUCACCAUCUUGGAACAAACCGGACCACGGUCGCUGCGGUCACAAGAAGAGUUGCACCCACAACGUUCUAGACGGGAUGCUGAAAUACGCUAGCGUCGGGCUUAUUUUGGAAUCCGUUCGAGCGUUGAUAACCAAGUUUCCCCUCCUAAUGACUAAUCGUUCCCAAUUUACAACCGAAUUCACCAAGAUCUGCUCCGCCCGAUUGGGACUGUUCCUAGCGUUCUACGUCGGCAUUUACAGGGCCACUUUCUGCCUCCUGAACAGGCACCGCCUGCUGGAGGGCCCAACGCAAUCCACAGUCGCAGGAUUCCUGGCCGGAAGCGCCUACUGGCUGUACCCUAAGUACCAGGUGUACACGCUGGCCUUCACCAAAGCGAUCGAGAUGUCCUGGGAGUACUGGAUCAAGACGGGCAAGAAAAUCCCACCAGUGGUGGAAAAGUUCAACCGGCUGCCGUUUGUGUUCUUGGCGCAGAUGCUGUCCUUUGGCUAUCUUGGCCACAUCUACGCCUUCCAUCCGCAGUUGUCGCCGUCGUUCCACAUCAAGGCGAUGGGAUUUUGUUCGAAAAAUCUGACGCUGAACAUGCGUCGCACGCUAAUCGCGUGGAUCAUUGGGUACGGGGCUUGAGAGAAGGUGUUGUAGUA
Culex quinquefasciatus (southern house mosquito) is the source of this 1218-nucleotide messenger RNA. Its product is annotated as transmembrane protein 135. The coding region runs from base 14 to 1201 and encodes 395 amino acids. NCBI's taxonomy places the organism in Eukaryota, Metazoa, Arthropoda, Insecta, Diptera, Culicidae. The record is from RefSeq and is a predicted model, not a curated record. The transcript is spliced from 5 exons.